Messenger RNA from Racocetra persica, 255 nucleotides. The record is from the annotation of a GenBank genome assembly. NCBI's taxonomy places the organism in Eukaryota, Fungi, Glomeromycota, Glomeromycetes, Diversisporales, Gigasporaceae.
GAUAACUUUAUAAGUAUGAAUACUGUUCAUAAUGAUCUUAUAUGUGCUAGAAUAAACAACUUGGAUGCCAUUUUAGAUAAUUUUUUAACUUUUGAAGAAAAUCACAUAAAUACUAUUCAAGGUAGUCUAGAUAACCUUCUAAGUGUUAGGAAAAAUUACUUAGCUGCUACUUAUGAUGAUACUAUAGGUUUUGAAGAAGAAUAUUUAGCUACUGUUGAAAAUGAUAUCACAAAUGUUGACAACAAUAUGGCUUAA